AUGGCUAUGAAGAAACUCAUUCAACUAAUUCUUGUUACCCUAAUAGCAUCAAAAGCAGCACCUCAACCCUCUUCAGAUUGCCCCAAAAGCUGUGGCAAUCUAAACAUUCCUUACCCUUUUGGGACAGGCGAGGGUUGUUACAUGAACGACACUUUUCUCAUCACUUGCUACCAUGAUAAUAACUCCUCCAAGUUCAUUCCUUUGUUGGGAAGAAGCAACGUAGUGGUGCUCAACAUAUCACUAGAAGAUGGGGAAAUUCUAGUUUCAAGUCCCAUAAUCCAUGACUGCUAUGGCACCACAAACAAUAGUUCAGAGAACCAAAAUGGUCUCAAUCUCACCCACUUUUCAAUCUCGCCAACUAGGAACAAAUUCACAGCACUUGGUUGUGACACGGUUGGAGUAUUCAUGGGUUACGAUAGCAGCAAAAAACAUGUUGCAACAACAGGGUGUGUAUCCAUAUGUGACACAGUUAGUGAAAUCAAAAGUAAUGGAUCAUGCGAUGGCAUUGGCUGUUGCCAAAUUGGUGUUCCUAGUGGAGUACAUGGUUUUGCAAUGCAAAGUUGGAGUAUGAACAACCACUCCACCGUACGUGACUUCAAUCCCUGUAACUAUGCGUUUACGGUCGCUGAAGGGUAUUACAAGUUCGAAACAGGAAACCUUAGGAGGCUCGAGAAUACGACGUUGCCCUUGGUCCUUGAUUGGGGUGUGGGAAAUGAAACCUGCGAAGAGGCCCGACAACAUCCUAGUAGCUAUGCUUGCAAGGAUAAGAACAGUGAUUGCCUCCAUCCAACAAAUGGGAUUGGUUAUCGUUGCAGAUGCCAUCAUGGUGGAAACCCUUACCUCCACGAUGGUUGCCAUGAUAGUGAUGUAUGCGGUUUGAACACCAAUCCCUGCAUCUACAAGAAAAGCUGCAAAAUCGUCCCUGGAGGAGGUUAUAAGUGCUCAUGUUCAAAGAGCCACGAAGAAGGAGAUGGAUUGAAAAAUGGCCAAGGUUGCAGACCCAAAAAAGACAAAUACAUAGAUAAUCUCAUACUUAUAAUUGGAUUGAGUUUGAGCUUAAGUCUAUUGGCAGUGGUUGUGGGAUGCUUAAACAUAUACCCCCAGAUCCGUGAAAGAAAGCUCAUGAAAAUGAGAGACAACUAUUUUCUAAAAAAUGGUGGUAUGUUAUUGCAAGGAAAGAUUGAUUCACUCAAUGGCUCAACUGAAAGAGCCACAAUUUUCACUGUUGAGGAGCUCAAGAAAGCCACCAACAACUAUGAUGAUGCUGGAAUCAUUGGCAAAGGAGGCCACGGAACUGUGUACAAAGGUAUAUUAUCAAAUGGCAGGGUUGUUGCCAUCAAGAAGUCCAUGGUAUCCAACCAAACUGAGAUUGAGCAAUUCAUCAACGAAGUGGUUGUGCUUUCCCAAAUCAACCAUAGGAAUGUUGUCAAACUACUAGGUUGUUGUUUGGAGACAGAGUUUCCCUUACUUGUUUAUGAGUUCAUCACUAAUGGUACCCUUUGUGAGCAUCUACAUUUUGAAGGUGAAGCAUGUGAAGAUAAGCACAAACUUUCGUGGACAGCACGUUUGAGAAUUGCAGCAGACACAGCAGAGGCUCUUGCAUACUUGCAUUAUUCUGUUUCCACACCAAUCAUUCAUAGAGAUGUUAAAACUGCAAACAUUCUUCUUGAUGACAACCUCACAGCCAAGGUUUCUGACUUUGGGGCUUCAAAGCUUGUUCCUCUUGAUCAAACCCAGUUAACCACUUUGGUGCAAGGAACAAUGGGUUACCUUGACCCUGAGUACUUCCAAACAAGCCAACUAACCGAGAAGAGUGAUGUUUACAGCUUUGGUGUUGUCCUUGCAGAACUAUUGACAAGCAAGAAGGCAAUUUCAUUUUUCAGGCCUCAGACUCAGAGAAAUCUGUCUAUGUAUUUUGUUUCUACAAUGAAUGAGGGUCGGUUGGAUCAAAUAUUGGACAAGGAAAUUGUGAGUGAUGCAAGUGUUGAGUAUGUAAUAGAAGUUGCCAAUCUAGCCAAAAGGUGUCUUAGGCUGAAAGGAGAAGAAAGACCAAGCAUGAAAGAAGUGGCAAUGGAGUUGGAGGGAAUAAGGGUCAUGGAAAAACAUUCACUAGGAGUAGCAAAAGAUGUUGCAUCCCAAGAAGAAACAGAGAGCUUUCUCAAAGAACGUUCUCACUUUAACAUUGUUGAUCAUGGAGAUGGUACUAGUGGUAGUAGCAGUACAAUUUCUAGGUUCUAUAAUUUGCAUAAUCAGAUUUUGGAACCACUAGGGAAUGGACGAUAG
Molecule: messenger RNA, 2283 nt
Organism: Sphenostylis stenocarpa
Lineage: Eukaryota; Viridiplantae; Streptophyta; Magnoliopsida; Fabales; Fabaceae
Source: the annotation of a GenBank genome assembly